This is a messenger RNA of Colossoma macropomum (tambaqui), 5562 nucleotides long. RefSeq names its product cell adhesion molecule L1-like b (gene chl1b). Gene Ontology annotation, biological process: cell-cell adhesion; axon guidance. The record is from RefSeq and is a predicted model, not a curated record. The transcript has 31 exons. The coding region runs from base 316 to 4200 and encodes 1294 amino acids. Gene Ontology annotation, cellular component: plasma membrane; axon. Gene Ontology annotation, molecular function: protein binding. Lineage: Eukaryota; Metazoa; Chordata; Actinopteri; Characiformes; Serrasalmidae.
AAUGAGCUUCUUUGCCAGGAGAGAGGCUUUGGCAGCAUAUGUCUCCCCUGUGCCUCCCAUAUGCAGCUCCGUGCACCAGCGACACACAGGCACUUCCCUGGGUCCCUCUCGCCUCGCUCUCCUCCACACUCUCCUCUCUCCUCCUGUGGGUCUGCGCUGUGUGACGGAGGAAUGCUUAUUCCGGAGGCGCGAGGGAAGAGAGGAGAAUGAAGCGAAGUCCUGUCACGAGUCCCUCGUUACUACUGGAGUGAGAUGCACUGAGUGCUGGCCCGGCGUCAGUCUUUUCUUCCACUCAGCUUGAGGGUGUGGCCAGUGAUGCGGUUACCGUGGAGACUAGGUGUAGCCUUCCUUCUGGGGGUGUUCCUCAAUACCAGCUGUAGGCAGUUCACCAAUGCACUGGACAUUCCACUGGAGGUUUUAGCUCACAUAAACCUUGAACAGCUGCCCUCCAUAACGGAGCAGUCUCCAGCCUCUCUGAUCGCUUUCCCCUUUGAUGAAAGCUUCACCGUGAAGUGCGAAGCCACAGGCAACCCUGAACCAGAAUUCAAAUGGACAAAGAAUGGGCAAGACUUUGAUCCCUAUCAGGACCCCAGGUUGAUAACCGUAGAAGAUUCUGGCUCGUUCGUGAUUCUGAACAAUGGCAACCUCACGGAAUUCCAAGGCAGCUAUCGCUGUUACGCCUCCAACAAGCUCGGAACAGCCAUGUCAGAGGAAAUCGAAUUCGUUGUUCCCAAUGUUCCGAAGUUCCCGAAAGAGAAAAUUGAGCCAAUCGAGGUCGAAGAGGGUCAGCCGGUCAUUCUGGAAUGCAAUCCGCCCAAAGGAAUUCCUCCGCUGCAGAUCUAUUGGAUGACCAUUGGUCUGCAGCACAUAGAGCAGGACGAGAGAGUGACCGUGGGCCUGAACGGAAACCUGUACUUCUCCGACGCCGUUCAGAAGGACAGCCGGCGGGAUUACUGCUGCUUCGCCGCUUUCCCCCGCAUACGCACCAUCGUCCAAAAAACAGCCAUGUCCGUCAUCGUUACCAGCACCAAGUCAAUGAGUGACUCUGGGGGCAGGGGCUCUGCAAAUUCCAUUCUGGAGAGGAAGCCCAGUCUACUGUCGCCCUCUGGUGACCGCACGUACACACAUAUCGAGAAGGGAAAGGAACUGCUGUUAGAGUGCAUUGGUGAAGGAUACCCAACUCCGAAGAUUGAGUGGACCAAGCUAGGACAGAAGCUUCCUGACCGGGCUGUAGUGGAAAAUCAUGGCAAGCUCCUCACCAUAGACAAUGUGAAGGAAGAGGAUGAAGGGAAAUACAUGUGCAAGGCCAGAAAUGCCCACGGAGAAGCUGUGCACUACUUCCAUGUGACGGUCGAAGAACCUCCCAAGUGGGACGUAGAACCCAAGAGCCAGCUGAAUAUGAUCGGUGCUGAUGUCGUCAUCAAAUGUGCUGCAUCAGGCAGUCCAACCCCAACUGUGGCGUGGAGGCUGAAUGGACGCCCUCUCAAAGAGGUUCCAGCAGGUAACAGAAGAGACUAUGAUGACACGAUCGUCAUCCACAACGCCAGCCCUUCUGACAGUGCAGUUUACCAAUGUGAAGCCUCCAACCGACAUGGGACCAUACUGGCUAAUGCAAACAUCAUGAUCAUGAACCUGCGGCCGUUGAUCCUGACAGAAGACGGUGUCCAGUACUCGGCGGUGGAGGGGAAAGGAGUGAUCAUGCACUGCAAAGUCUUCAGCUCUCCGCCCUCAGCCAUCAGCUGGAGUAAGGUGGACAGCGCCAGUGCGGUGGAGGGGUCGAGGUUCAGUGUGCAUGAGAACGGCUCGCUGGAGAUCCACAGUGUGGAGAGGGAGGACGAGGGAGAGUACUCCUGCUUCACUCAAAACACAGAGGGCAAAUCCGCCAUUACCGCCAUGCUGGAGGUCAAAGCGCCCACCAGAAUAGUGAACCCUCCUCAAGACCUGCGCAUUCUGGUAGGAACCACAGCCCAGUUCUCAUGCCAGCCUGAGGUAGACCCGUCCUUCACUGACGACUACGAGAUUAUCUGGGAGAAGGAUGGCGUGGCCCUCAAUGACAGCGAGAGUGCAGGGUAUGUUGUGGAGGACGAGAUGCUUCAGAUCAUCAACGUGAGCUUCAGAGAUCAGGGUGUGUACAUUUGUGUGGCCAGGACUCCAGUGGACCAGGACUCUGCAGUGGCACUGCUUACAGUACUGGAUGUACCCGAACCCCCUGAGGAUGUGGUGCUGGCUGAACAUAAAAACAGGACCGUGAAGCUGAAAUGGGUUCCAGGAGAUGACCAUAACAGCACCAUCACCGAUUUCAUCAUUGAAUAUGAGGAGAGUCAGUGGCAACCCGGCAGUUGGAAGGAACUGAUGCGAGUGCCGGGGAACCACCACUCAGCUUUGCUGAAGCUCCACGGCCACGUGGACUACAGCUUCCGCGUCUCGGCCGUCAACGAGGUGGGGAAAGGACGUCCCAGCCAAGUCAGCGAGAGAUACAGAACCCCGGCCUCAGCGCCUGACAAGAACCCUGAAAAUAUCAGGAUCGAAGGUCAUUUGCCACAUGAAAUGGAUAUCAACUGGGAGCCGUUGCCCCCUAUUGAGCACAACGGGCCCGGUUUGGAGUACAAAGUGAGCUACAGGCAGCAGGGUGUUGAGGAGGCCUGGCAGGAGCACAUGGUGAAGAGACACUCAUUUGUAGUGAAGAACACACCAACGUUCGUACCUUACGAGGUCAAGAUCCAGGCCAAGAACCACGCUGGCUGGGCUCCGGAGCCUAGAACAGUAGUUGCCUACUCAGGAGAAGACUUUCCAUCAGCAGCACCAGAUGACGUGGAGGUGGAGGUGAUGAACAACACCGUGGUGAAGGUCAGCUGGAGCCGCGUUCACAAGGACAAACUGCAUGGACAUCUCGGAGGCUACAGGGUGAACUGGUGGCGGCUGCGCAGUCUGCUGGACUCAAAAAAGACACACGGUGAUAAACACACGCUGAUGUUUCCCGGUGACAGAAACCACGCGCUGGUUCCAGGGCUCCGGCCCUUCUCUGAAUACAGCCUCAUUGUCAUGGCCUUCAACGGACGAGGCAAUGGACCAGGGAGCCAUCCAGUCACUUUCAAAACUCCAGAGGGAGUUCCAGACCAGGUUGCUCUUUUCAGGGCUACAGAUAUACAGAAGCAUGCAGUCACACUUACCUGGUCUCCUCCGGUGGAGGCCAACGGAUUUCUCACCAGCUAUAUCCUACAGUACCAGCUGAUUAACAACACAGAGGAAGUGGGGCCUCUGCUAUCUGUGAACAUCCCCAGCGCCGACACCACUAAGUGGCUCCUGCAGGACCUGGAGCCGGUGAGCCGCUACAGGUUCUACCUGCGCGGCUGCACGCGAGUGGGCUGCGGUCCAGCGGCCAGCGAGGAGUGCACCACCAUCCCUGAAGCACCUUCAACAGAUGUGCCCACUUUCAACAUCAGACAGUCCAGAACUCGUCCUCCUCCAAGAAAGUCUACUGUCUCCCCCGUGGCUAAUGCCACAGUUUCCUCCAUAGUCCCGGCUGUGUUGAAUGUUAGUGCCUCAGUUAGUGACAACUUUGCAAAUAUCAGCUGGAUUCCGGGGAAGGAACAAACGGAUUCAGAGUUAUAUGUUGCAUACAUGAACAACCGUAAAGGUAACUGGAAGAUAUCUGAGGCGGUCAACUCCUCUAAGACUUUCCUGGUCAUUGAGGAGCUGGAGCCUGGGACAGAAUAUACUGUACGGCUUAUGACUAAAAGCUGGCUUGAUAAUUCUAGCAUUUUUGAAGACGUUAUCAGGACCAGGGCCAAAGGUUUGGCCAGCAUCCACGGAGGCAUCUCCAACCAGGGCUGGUUCAUCGGGCUGAUGUGUGCCGUGGCCCUGCUGACUCUCAUCGUGCUCAUCGCCUGCUUUGUGAACAGGAACAAAGGAGGAAAGUACUCAGUGAAAGAGAAGGAAGACCUCCAUCCAGACUUGGAGUCUCAAGGAAUGAAUGAUGACACGUUCUGUGAAUACAGCGACAACGAUGAGAAACCCCUGAAGGGCAGCCAGCACUCCCUGGCAGGGGACACGAAGGGAGGGGACAGCGGGGACAGCAUGGUGGACUACGGCGACGAGGACGCCCACUUCAACGAGGACGGCUCUUUCAUCGGAGAGUACGGCGGACGCAAGGAGAGGGCCUCCACGGAAAUUAAAGGAACCAAUCAGAGCACGGCGUGAGACGGCGGACAAAUUGUAUUUGGACAUCACGUACAGAAAAUUGGCAGAAAGGAGGAGCAAAAAGGGAACAAAAACAAAAAUGACAUAAUCCACCCGAAGCGCAUUUUUCAGAAAACGUGUGAAUUAAUGUGUUUCUCAUCAUCCUUGCUUAUGUUAUUUUUUAAGGCUUAGUUUCGCACAUAUUGUAACAGAUCAGUCACGUUCAGCUCUGUAUAUACUUGCGUCGGGUGUUUCUUUUUGUAUUUGCAAAUCUGUCGAGACUUCGGAGCUGCUGGCACUUUUGUUUUCUCUUUUUUCUUUUUGUAAAUGCGGCCUGUGUUUGUAAUCCUGAUGGAGGAUGAGUGGAGAAAGGAAAAGGCUCCUGUCUUAAUUUGUUAUGCUCUGUGAGGUCUCCCUGUUCUUUCACAUCCAUCUCUACUUGUCAAGCAAGUUUUUCUGUGAGGGUAUGAAUCUUGUGUUUUUGUAAUAAUUUUUUCCUUCUCUGUUCAUUCGAGGCAAAUAUUAUUGACAUUUUAUAUUCAGAUAUGCAUUCAUUAAAUGUGAUUUAAUAUGUGUACGAGAAAGUUGUUCAUUAAGUUAUUUCCCAUUUCUAAAGUGAGCAGACUAGAAGACAGAGGGUUGAGUUAUUAAGAAAUUAGAUUCAGACACUGUUGUUUUUCAAACAUAUCCAGUUCUGAUAAUAACUGAUAACAAGCUACACCGACCAUUUCCAGUGCUCUAUACAGCACUGUCCGAGUUGUCUUGUGCUUGCCUCUAUUAACUCGUUGGUGAAGCCGCAUAUACAUUGUCAUCGUGUGAUGCACAUGCUGUGAUGUCCUGUUUGCUCUUUCACCACUUUCAUCAUUGGGGCUUUAAGACAAAGUGUAAUUCAGAUGGAAGCCCAUUCCGACCAGGUAGAGGAGAAAAAUCACCUCCUCCGCUACUUCUUGUAGCAGUAUAGAGCAAUAUUGACUUAGUUUAUCCAAAAGAUGGGUUUGGGUUUAUUUUCUCAAAAUUGAUUAGUCUGGUUUUACUUACUUUCCGAAAAAGUUUGAAUUUACAUUCCAUAAUAAUGACUUAAUUUUGAAUUUACUUAUUUUCUCAAAAUAUUGACUUAGUAUCUCCAAAUAAUGACUUGUUUUCUCAAAAAUACUGACUAAGUAUCUCCAAAAGAUGGCUUAUUCUUUCAAAAUUGAUUUGUCUGGUUUUACUUACUUUCUGAAAAUUUUGAACUGGGAUUUCAUAAUAGUGACUUAAUUUUGAAUUGACUACUUCCUCAAAAUAUUGACUUAUUAUCUCAGAAUAUUAAUUCAGUAUCUCCAAAAUAUGGCUUGUUUUCUUAAAAUUGACUUUGUGUCUCAAAGUAAUUGGUCUGAUUUUUUU